Molecule: messenger RNA, 4203 nt
Organism: Amyelois transitella
Lineage: Eukaryota; Metazoa; Arthropoda; Insecta; Lepidoptera; Pyralidae
Gene: rad50
Product: DNA repair protein RAD50
Exons: 19
Coding region: 107-4024 (1305 amino acids)
Biological process (GO): chromosome organization involved in meiotic cell cycle; telomere maintenance via recombination; double-strand break repair
Cellular component (GO): nucleus; condensed nuclear chromosome; Mre11 complex
Molecular function (GO): single-stranded telomeric DNA binding; double-stranded telomeric DNA binding; G-quadruplex DNA binding
Source: RefSeq, a predicted model, not a curated record
CAUUGUCAAAUUUUGCUUUGUCUUGCAACAUGCCGGGCGGUUUCUGAUUUUAGCAAAAUCGUUGAUAGAAUCGAAGUCUGAACCCCAGCUAGUUCUAGCCGAAUUCAUGAUGGCUGGCAUUAAAUCUCUAGCAGUUCGGGGCAUACGGAGUUUUGGACCUGAAGAAGCUGAUGAACAACGGAUAUUGUUUGAUAAACCCCUAACUCUUAUUUUGGGUCAAAAUGGAUGUGGUAAAACUACUAUUAUCGAAUGUUUACGCUAUGCUAUCACCGGUAAUAUGCCCCCGGGAAGCCGCAACGAAUGCUUCGUGCAUGAUCCCAAAGUAAACAGAUCUACAGAGGUCCUUGCUCAAGUAAAACUGAAGAUUGUAAAUGCCAAGGAUGAACAGCUUGAGGUGUCAAGAUCUAUGAAAGUAACAGCUCUGCAGAAGAAAAAGACCAAAUUCCAGACAUUAGACUCUUUUCUUUCCAUUAUUGAUGUGAAUGGCAAAACUAAGGAUAUAUCAUCAAGAUGUGCUGAUUUGGACUUUGUCAUGUAUGAACAAUUAGGCGUAUCAAAAGCAAUCCUGAACUCUGUGAUAUUUUGCCAUCAAGAAGAUUCUAGUUGGCCCCUUGAUGAGGGCAAAAAAGUUAAGGAGCGUUUUGAUGAAAUUUUUGAUGCUGACAAGUACAGUGAUUGUUUUGAUCGAUUAAGAAAAAUAAGAAAAGAUUACACUGUAACUCUGAAACUAUUGGAACAAGAAGUAUCUAUUUUGACGGAGAAGAAACAAGAUUUAGACAAAAAAAAACUGGAAGUUGUGAAUGGUGAAACUGAAAUUUCUGAAACUGAACUUAAAUUGGCUGAAUUAACAACAGAAUUAAAAACUAUUACUGAUAAAAUUAAGACAAUUUCUCAGUUAGAGAGAAACAUUCUAACUUUUGAAACUGAAAGGGAAAAAAUUAAAACCAAACUUGAGCAUUGUCAAAGUCAAGAAGAGGAACUGAAAACUGAAAUUAAAAACAUUUUUGAGGGAACCACCCCUGAGUUGGAUGAUGCUAUAAAAAACUAUGAGACAACAGCAGUACAGAAGAAGAAAGAAUUAGAUGCAUCUUAUAAGAAAAAUUCCACUUUCAAUAAAGAGGAAGAAAAGAUAGCCAAUGAAAAAACUUCAAAUGAGAUUAAACUGAACAAGUUGCUUUUACUUGAAAGUCAGAAUCAAGAGAAAAUUGACAAAAGAAAGACGAUGAUUGUUGAAGUAGCAAAGGUAGCACAAAUUGAUGAUAUCAAUGAAAUAAAUACUGAUGAAGAGGCAGAUAAAUGUAUAGAGAGAAUUACUGGAAAAAUUAAUGAUCUCAAAGGAGAUCUCAAUGAACAGAAGUCUGCAGCUGAUGCUGAAGAGAAAAGAAUGCAAGAAGCGAUAGAUGCUUGUAGGGUGGCACACUCGCGCCAUCAGGAGAAAAUAAGUUCUAAAAAGACAGAAAUAAACAAAAAUAAAAAAGAGAUUGUUAAAUUGGAUAAAUCUGUCAAUGAUGCCAAUGAGUCCAAAGUUAAGUUGGAAGCAAUGGAAAAAAAAUGUGAAGAUGCUGAAGAGGACUUUAAAAAGGCAAAGAGUGAGAUGAAUGCAGAGGAGUGCCAACAGGAGAUCAAUGACGAUGAGAAGGCUGUGGAAACACACGAGAGUGAACUUGUUGAACUUGAUGAAAAGAUUGUGAAACUCCAAAAACAAAAUGAUAAAAUUAAAGAACGAGAAUUAAUAGAAAACAAUCUAAAGGAUAAAGAGAAGAAAUUUGCUGUACUGAAGAACAAACAUAAGUCAUCAUUGACAGAACUUUUGGGUAACAUACCUGAAUCUGGUUUUGCUCUGGCCAUCAACAAGUUGGAAUGUGACAUACGCAAUGAAGUUGAUUCUAUGAAGCAGAAGUUGAAGGAAAAACAGUUGGAGCAAAAAAGUCUAGAGACUGAACGCAAACACGUGCGCGAGUCUCUCAAUGAAAAGCGCAGUGAGCUGACAAAAGCCGAAGACAAAAUGUACCAAGCGUGCGGUACACAGUCAUACGAGUCCACUCUUGCUAAGAUAACGUCCACAGUGGAAACACUUCAGGACGAACAAAAUGUGUUGCAAUCUUCCAUGUUUAUCUUUGCCAAAUAUAAGACACAGCUCAAAGACAACAAUUGCUGUCCCUUGUGCAGUCGAGGGUUCGAUAACGAUUCUGACGUAACAGAUCUUAUCACCCAGCUGACCACUCAAGUGAUGAAUGUACCUUCAAAACUAGAAAAAGUUACGGAGGAGUUACAAAGGAACUCUGCUAAGAAAGAUGAACUGCUUAGCAUGAAAUCUAUCAAUGAAAAGAUAACUACAUUGAAAGAAAAAGAGAUACCGAACCUCGAAACUCGUUUGAAGGAUAUUGAAACGAAAAUAACAAUGCUGUCGGACUCAGCGGACGAAUUGUCAAUGGCAAUUAUAGAGCCCGAGCAGAAGUUGCAGACCGCCAAGCAAAUCCAGGGUGACAUGCCGAUGCUCGACCGCUAUACGAAAGAAUUGAAGGCUGAUACUGAAAAGUAUGAGAAAAUAAAAGCGCAGUGCGCUGAAUUAGAAUCAGACAUGUCAUUGGACGAUGCCAAUGCAAAGAGGACAGAUUUGAGGACGAAAAUCAGUGCUCUUCGGACUCGCGUGAAGACCAACCAAAAGAAACUGAACCUGUACAACAAGAAGCUGCAAACCAUGGCUGACAAGAAGAAUAAGCUUAAGGAACAACUCCUGAAUUUACAGAAAAAGGUACAAGAAAUUGUCACACUGCAAGAAAAGAGAAAGCAAUUGGAAACGGACGAGGAGAAGUUGAACGAUGAACUAAAGGAAUUAGAAGAUGGCACAACGCCUCUCAAGGAGGAGCUCGAGGAAAAGGAAAAAGCAAAGGCUGAAGUUGUCAAGAAAAAUAGGGCUGCUAUAGAAGAUAAAAACAGUUUCAUAACUAAAAUAGUAACUGCUUUCGAUAAAGUGAAAGCUAUUGAGGCCGAAAUCAAGCAGCACAUAGAGAGGAAUAUUCAGCUUGAGAUGGACAAAAUAAAAGAAGCUAAUGACAAGCUGAUGGAGAAGCAGAAACAGAUCAUGAUCGAUAGGGACGCGCUCACGAAACGAAUUGACACUUUGAAGGAUGAAUUGGCUAAGCAAGGGACUUAUAAAGACGAUUUAGUAAGAAACCUUAAGAUGCGAAAGGCUCAAGAGGAGAUAGAGAAUUGCAAGCAGGCCCAAGUGAAGAACGACGAGAACAUGAGUGGACUCAACCGUGAGAUGUUAGCGGAGAAGGAGCCGUUGAUCUCGCAGCAAACCAAGAUUUUCAGGGAGAAGGCGCAAACUGAAGGGAAAUUGGGCCAACUUAAUCUUACAUUAAAACAAAACAAACAAGAAUUAAAGAAAGCUGAAGCUAAAAACAUUGAAAAGCAAUAUAAGGAAAAGUUCUACGAGUUACAUGUGACCAGAGCCAUAGAUAAGGAUAUUAGAGAUUAUUCUGUAGCAUUGGAAAAGAGUCUCAUGGAGUUCCACAGGGAGAAAAUGGAGAAUAUCAAUCUUAUUAUUAGGGAAAUGUGGAGAAAGAUUUAUCGUGGUAACGAUAUCGACUACAUUGAAAUCAAGACUGAAGGCAGCAUGACUACUGAUUCAGAUCGUCGCAAAUACGAUUACAGGGUAGUGCAAUGCAAGAACGGCAUGGAGAUCGACAUGCGCGGGCGCUGCAGCGCUGGGCAGAAGGUGCUCGCGUGUCUCAUCAUACGACUCGCACUUGCCGAAACAUUCAGUUCCAGAUUCGGAAUCCUGGCGCUGGAUGAACCCACAACAAAUCUAGAUCAAGAAAACAUCACGAGUCUCUGCUCGGCCCUAGGGGAAAUAGUCCAGGAGCGGAUGACUCAGAGAAACUUCAUGUUUAUCAUAAUUACCCACGACAGGGAAUUCAUCGAGUCGCUGGGGAACAUUGAUAAAGUCACUCAUUUCUACGAAGUCUCAAGGAACGACGAAGGAAGAUCCAGAAUCAAGAGGAUCAGAUUUUCAUAAACAUUUUCGUAAUUUCAAUUAAUUUCGCCAUUCCUAAUUUUCUAUAUCUGAAUAUAUUUUAUGAUUCAUAAAGUGAAAUAGCUGUUUAUGAAGGCUGUGCCUUACGUUAACUGUGAAAUCACUACAUUAUUUUGUUGUAAGAGAAAAUAUUUCUAAAUAGAUUCUUUUUUACUUACAUA